AUGUCAUUAAGUACUAGUGCUACUGUUGGUCCGGCUACAGCGUUAUCUGUUGUGAGAUUGAAAGAUCAAUGUCUGAAGGAAAUCAAACAUGUUGGAUCUGGCCCAGUUGGGAUGAAGCCACUUCGCUUGCAGUUUCAUCCCUUCGAAAGAAGAAGAACCAGAAUGCAAGCUUUUCGAGUGCAGCUUGCUUCUAUAACAUGUUCUUCUGCUUUGAACGCAACUUGUGCUGCAGAGCAAACCCAAACAGUUACACGGCAAUCAUCAACCAUUACUGUUGCACCUAUUCAAGGAAAGGAAAAAUCUCCAGAACUCGAUGAUGGUGGGACAGGAUUUCCACCUCGUGAUGAUGGUGAUGGUGGGGGUGGUGGCGGUGGCGGCGGCGGCCAUUGGUCAGGCGGGUUCUUCUUUUUUGGCUUUCUUGCUUUCCUUGGAUUCUUAAAGGAUCAAGAGAGUGAAGGACCUUACCGGGAUGAAAGGAGGAGAUGA
Fraxinus pennsylvanica is the source of this 486-nucleotide messenger RNA. Lineage: Eukaryota; Viridiplantae; Streptophyta; Magnoliopsida; Lamiales; Oleaceae. The record is from the annotation of a GenBank genome assembly.